AUUCCGGCCUUUGUUGUUUUUUUAAGCUGGAAUUGGGGGUUUCCUGCCAAGAUAUGCUAGGAAAAAGAGUAUGCAGUGGAUGGCGUCCCUUCCUUUUAUGUUUACCUCUCUUUUUCAUUUUCGCUCAUAUGCUUUCAGUUUUAGAACUACGGCAACAUUCGGCUGUAGAAGUUCCACAAAGGAAACAGCAAUAUAAGAAGUUUGAUCAUCUCGUUUUUGGACCUGUUGCGGGUGCAAGCUUGCCCGAUCGGGUACAGUGCGAAGGCAACAAAGCUCUCACCAAGACACAUUUUGGAGCAUCUUCUAAAAAUAUGAAGGCAGGAGACAAUAUUUCCAUCGUCACUGUAUUUGCCACAUAUAAUACUGCUGAUGAUCAGCAGACAAAUGGCAAAUCAAUAGACAUGGUUACGGUUGGGAACAUUUCCUACAACAAGGUGGAGAGGUCAAUCGCCAUUUUGAAUGUCUUUGUUAAUUUCAUUCAGGAGAUCAUGCCUCAAAGCAACAUCAUCAUCCUUACUAAUCCUUCAUCUAAACUUCCAGUGGAAAGAGAUAGACUGACCAUUCUACCCAUUCAAGGUGAUUAUUCACGAGAAAUGUUGAUGCUACAAAGAAUCAGGUCUUACAUUGUAUUUCUGGAAACUAGAGCUGCCGAGCAUUCAAAGGGACAAGUGAAUCAUUACAUAUUUACCGACUCGGAUAUAGCAGUGGUUGAUGAUUUGGGGCAGAUAUUUAGUGAUAACCCUGAUUUUCAUGUGGCUCUAACAUUCCGUAACAACAAAGAGCAGCCUCUGAAUUCAGGAUUUAUAGCAGUGAGGGGCACUCCUGAGGGAAUUCUAAGAGCAAAGUUUUUCUUGGAAGAAGUACUAAAAGUCUACACGUCAAAGUUCAUGAAAGCUUCCAGAAUGCUCGGGGAUCAAUUAGCUCUUGCCUGGGUUGUAAAAUCUCACUCUUCCUUUGAUGCCAGAAGGUUUACUAAAAUACAAGCAUUUAUGGACCAGAUAAGUGGCGCUUCAGUCCUAUUUUUGCCGUGUUCCAUUUACAACUGGACACCACCAGAGGGCGCCGGUCAAUUUCAUGGGAUGCCCUUGGAUGUUAAGGUUGUGCAUUUUAAGGGAUCAAGAAAGAGACUUAUGCUGGAGUCUUGGAGCUUCUUAAAGUCAACAUCUUCUUCAGAUAUCGCCGACAUGUUAUGCCUAAUCCUAAGAAGUGGCAGGACGAAGUACGAUUUCUAGUUCAAAUUGAAUUUGGUCUUAUCAGUCAGAGGAUCUAUGUUUUUCCCCCGAGUAAGAACGUCCAUAUUCAUAUAGAAGAAUGACCAGGCUGUUUGAGGUUGUUCGUUGUAAGACCAGUCAACAUUCACGGUCCAAAUGGAGCUUGAUGUUAAACAACAGGUCAAUAUUGCCGCUCGGUUGCGACUUUAGAGAUUCAGAUUACUGAUAGUUUCUAGCUAAAAUGGAACAGACACAGCUUGUAGUCGUAUUUUUUGUCUAACUAUAUGUGAGUUCUUGAAUAUUGAUUCCAUGUUUCCUUAUUUGUUUGCUAGAAAUUUCAACAGAAUAUGUAUCGGCAUUUAACUUUUUUGCUGUGUUCUAUAGGAACUUCAACACUGUUUUCUCU
Molecule: messenger RNA, 1617 nt
Organism: Lycium ferocissimum
Lineage: Eukaryota; Viridiplantae; Streptophyta; Magnoliopsida; Solanales; Solanaceae
Exons: 7
Coding region: 54-1232 (392 amino acids)
Source: RefSeq, a predicted model, not a curated record